Messenger RNA from Hyphopichia burtonii NRRL Y-1933, 2145 nucleotides. RefSeq lists its product as uncharacterized. NCBI's taxonomy places the organism in Eukaryota, Fungi, Ascomycota, Pichiomycetes, Serinales, Debaryomycetaceae. Gene Ontology annotation, biological process: intra-Golgi vesicle-mediated transport. Bases 1 to 2145 code for a protein of 714 amino acids. The record is from RefSeq and is a predicted model, not a curated record. The transcript has a single exon. Gene Ontology annotation, cellular component: Golgi membrane.
AUGGCCGAAGGUGAGGAUACCCAAGCAGUUAGACUGGGAACCCCGGUUUCAGCAAGUUUGACUCAAAAUUCGACUGAGUCUCCAAAGACAAAGAGUAAAUCAUCGAAUUUAUUUCAAAAUGCAUUACAAACCUGGACAGAAAUUGAUUUAGCAAGCUUACAGAAGAAACUCGAUGACCAAGGUAUAGAAUUGAAAGAUGAACAGAAAACUUCUUUACUAAGUAGAAAGAAUUUAGCAGCAAAGACCAAAGAAUUUAAGAAAUUACCGGAUGAUGUUAAAUUACAGGAUAUGAAAAGUUUGUUAAAGUUAUAUCAGAAUGAAAUUGAUUCAUUAACUAAUAAGCAGAAGAAGGUUGAAAACUAUUUUUUCGGUUUUUAUAGAUUAAUUGCUGAAGCUCCUGAUCCAAGACCUUUAUUAGAAUUAUCAUUAGAUGCUGUUGUUGAUUCAUCUGAAACAAAUAAUUUCAAAAAGGAAAUUGCUAAAUUGAAUGAGGAGCUUUCUAAAAAAGCUGAUUAUGAUCAAUUAAAACAAAGAUUAUUAAGAAAUGAACAAAAAUCAGCAGAAUUAUUAAGUUCAAAAUUACAAUCAAAGGAAGAAGAAUUAAAAGCUAUAAUUGAUGAAAAAGAAUCUAACUGGGCAAAUAAAGAAUCCAAUUUUGAAUCUCAAUUAAAUGAAUAUAAAAAUAAGAUUGAAGAAUUAAGAACAUCAAAAGAAGUUACUGAAUUACAAUUAAAUUCUCAAAAUAAACAAAUUGGUGAUAAUAAUUCUAAUAUAUCAGCAUCAGCAUUAGCAGAAUUAGAAAUUGUUUCAAGGGAUGCAGAAUCAGCUAAGAAAAGAGUAAUUGAAUUAGAAAAAAGAAAUGAAUCAUUAAGAAGUGAAUUAUCAAGAUCUCAAAAUGAUGCAGAAAGAAAACAAUUAAGAGAAGAAUUAACUAAAAAAAUUUCUGAAUUGGAAGGAGAAAAUGCAUUGUUAGUUGCCGAUCUAAAUCAAACUAAAAAUAAACUUGAACUUAUUUCUAAAGAAAAUGAUUCUAAAAUUCAUAUUUUUAAUCGGGAAAUUUCCCAAUUAACUUUAGAAGUUAAAAAUCUUAAAGUAAGAAUAGAUCAAACUAAUGAUUAUGAAGAAAUUAAACAUGAAUUACAUCUCAUGAGACAAAUUGAAUUUGGUCAAGAUGAUGAAGAAGUAAUUGAAAACGGUGAAUAUAAACAAAUCGAUUCAUUAUUAAUUGAAAGAAAUAAAAAUUUAACACAAGAAUUAGCAGAUUACAGAUCACAACACGAAGAUCUCAAUAAAAGAAUAACCGCAUUAGAUGAAGACUUAAUCAAAACUAAAGAAGAAUUAACAAAAGCUUAUCAACUUAAUAAUAAGUUAGAAAAUGAUUUAAGUGAUUUACAAGAUGCAUCUAAUAAUAAAUUUAAUGAUAACAUGAGUUUAGUAUCUGGAGUUAGUAGAAUGACUCGUCCAUUUGGUAGAGAAGGUAGCUUACCAAAUAUUGGAGGUGAAGAAUCGUCUAUUUUACCGAUUAUCACUAAACAAAGAGAUAGAUUUAGAGAUAAAAAUAAUGAAUUAGAAGAUGAAGUUAGAAAACAAUAUGGAGUAAUAAGUGACUUAAAAAGACAGAUGAAUUCAUUAAAGAAAGAUAACGAAGAAUUAUAUGAAAGAACUAGAUACUUAGCUUCUUUUAAAAAUAAUAAUAAUAAUUCUAAUUUAUUCACUCCAGUUGCAUCUCAAUCUUUUAGUUCUAGAACCUCGAAUCGAAAAUUACUAGAUCCAUCUCCCUCUAAUAAUGUUGAUCUCGAAAGUAAUACUGAAUAUCAAGAUAAUUAUGAAUCAAAAUUACAUCCAAUUGAACAAUUCAGAAAAAGAGAGCGAGAAAGAAUCAAUUCUAGAUUAUCUCCAAUAGAAAGAUUAUUUAUUUCUCUCACCAGAGCAAUUCUAGCAACAAGAACUACAAGAAUGUUAUUCAUGGCUUAUUGCUUUGGUUUGCAUUGUAUAGUAAUGUUCAUUACUAUCUACGCCAUGAGUUUAAGUACUCAAUUCAUGCCCGAAGUCGGCUUAAACUCCAGCACUGGUGGGGUAGCCAAUGGUAUGCCUGGGUCUCCUGACACUCCAGGUAACGUCGGAUACCAGGCUCCUAGUAGCUGA